AUGAUAAAGCCUGCAAACGGUUGUUGUGGUGGCGGCAUGGCCGUCUCACUACCUUUAGUCGCCGCCAUCUUACUCCGCCUCCUCCAUGGCCUGCAGCCAUCAGCCGCUCUCCCCUACAUAACAAUUGAAGAAUUUACCGUUUCUGUCCUCAAAGAAACUACAAAUUCUUCCAAUAUUAUCCACUUCGAUUUAAAGAUUAGAAAUUUGGACACCGAGCCAAGUUACUAUGAUGCCCUCAACCUUACUUUUUAUUACAAGUCUAACUUAAGUAGCUUUCCUAUUGGAAACGCCACUUUUAGCCCCUUCUACCAACGUGAGUUUGGUCGUGCCCACCGCGUUGGGAAUAUCGAGGUUAGAGGGGUAAAUUGGGAAAAUGCUACUAUACCAAUGACAUUCAGGGUGGUGUUGGCGACGGCGGUGAGGUCGGAGGUCAAAAUUUAUUGGAAGUCUAGACGAUACUACUAUUUGGUAGGAGCUGACUUAAAAGUCAACGAUCAAGGUACUUUGAUAAAUAAGAGUGUUGAGCUUACUUCUAGAGCUGGAAGGAAUAUUCUGGGUCGUUUUGAAUUGGUUGUCAUAUUGUUUGGUAUCUUGUUUUUCCUUCUUUAUUCGUAA
Molecule: messenger RNA, 615 nt
Organism: Spinacia oleracea (spinach)
Lineage: Eukaryota; Viridiplantae; Streptophyta; Magnoliopsida; Caryophyllales; Amaranthaceae
Product: protein NDR1-like
Exons: 1
Coding region: 1-615 (204 amino acids)
Biological process (GO): defense response to other organism
Cellular component (GO): plasmodesma; plasma membrane
Source: RefSeq, a predicted model, not a curated record